Molecule: messenger RNA, 540 nt
Organism: Letharia columbiana
Lineage: Eukaryota; Fungi; Ascomycota; Lecanoromycetes; Lecanorales; Parmeliaceae
Exons: 2
Coding region: 1-540 (179 amino acids)
Biological process (GO): autophagy of mitochondrion
Cellular component (GO): mitochondrion
Source: RefSeq, a predicted model, not a curated record
AUGUCACGCAACACAGCAACCAUCUGCAAGUUCAUCGGCACCAUCUCGCUCGGUCUCCUGACUGGCGUAUCCUACACCACAACAACCACCACCCUCCCACCCAUCCAAUCCCUUCCCAGCGCCCAACCGGCCUCCACCACAUUCCAACACCUGCGCGCUCUAGCCCACCGGCACCAACUCCUCCUCUCCACCCUCUCCUCCACCUCUCUACUCCUCGCCUACGCCCUCUCCCCACCCCGCAGCCGACAUCCGUAUCUCUUGUGGGCAACCCUGGCCAUCGGAUUGGGCUACACGAAAGAGAUCUAUGCGGGUGUGGUUGGAAAGGUGAAGGGCAAGGGCGAUGAGAGCAGGGCUAGAUCAAGGACGCCGGAUAGUAGCGAUGAGGAAUGGGAGGUCGAGGGUGCUAGCACUGGUAGCCUGAACGGAGAGGCUGUCAGGGAAGGAAUGGAGAAGUGGAGGGGGAAGAUGGUGGGGCGGACAGUCGUGUGGGGUGUUGGGUGGCUGGUUACAGUGGUUGGACUUUGGGGAGAUGGAGUCUAA